Lineus longissimus is the source of this 2489-nucleotide messenger RNA. Its product is annotated as G1/S-specific cyclin-E-like. Gene Ontology annotation, cellular component: cytoplasm; nucleus; cyclin E1-CDK2 complex. The record is from RefSeq and is a predicted model, not a curated record. The transcript has 10 exons. Gene Ontology annotation, molecular function: cyclin-dependent protein serine/threonine kinase regulator activity. Gene Ontology annotation, biological process: regulation of cyclin-dependent protein serine/threonine kinase activity; G1/S transition of mitotic cell cycle. The coding region runs from base 1 to 1248 and encodes 415 amino acids. Lineage: Eukaryota; Metazoa; Nemertea; Pilidiophora; Heteronemertea; Lineidae.
AUGCCUAGGAAAAGUUCUAAGGCCCAGGGACAGAAGAAAUCGGGAACCACGGCCGUCAUUAUUCUAAACAGGAAAAGAAAAGCAGAAGAAGUUUUGGAAGGAGAAACUAUGCUGAGCAAACGGCGACAUCAAUUCCAAAUUCAGAAUCAAUGGGUGCCAAUCUCUGAAGACACAUCUAUCAUCACCAGUGCCAUCAUACCAAGCCAAGAAGCUGACCGUCAACUCUGCAACCAGUCCCCACUUGACCCAAGCCAGCAUUCGCAGUAUCGAUUCAGGAACCAUUUCACUACCCCGAUCUCAUUGCGACCAUGUCCGUUACCGAGUCUCGACUGGGCAGAUUCGAGGGAAGUCUGGAUGGCCUUGUUGAAGAAAGACACGCUGUAUUAUAGAGAUCCGCAGUUCUUAACUCGCCAUCCGAUGCUCCAGUCAAAGAUGAGGUCGAUAUUGUUGGAUUGGCUAACAGAGGUGUGUGAAGUCUACCGGCUGCAUCGAGAGACUUACUACCUCGCUUGUGACUUCAUCGACCGCUUCCUCACCAACCAUAGAGAUGCUGUCAAACAGCAGUUGCAGCUCAUCGGCAUCACAUCAUUAUUUAUAGCAGCAAAAGCAGAGGAAAUCUACCCACCAAAGUUGGCUGAUUUUGCAUACGUCACAGACGGUGCUUGUUCAGAAGAGGAGAUUUUACAGAAAGAAUUAGUCAUGUUAAAGGUUCUAAAUUGGGAUCUGACUCCAGUGACUGUGAAUGCCUGGUUGAAUCUCUACCUCCAGCUGCUGAACAUGGAGAACCUUGAGGACCAGGAGCAUGGCUUUAUCUUCCCCCAGUAUUCAGCUCAUGCCUUUAUACAGAUAGCAACGCUGCUAGAUUUAGUCUUGCUCGACAUUGGAUCUCUCCAGUUCACCUACAGUACACUAGCUACGACUGCCAUUUGCCACAUGUUAUCAGAAAAUGUAGCUCUAUCUUUAUCAGGUUAUCAGAAGAUGGACAUAUCUGCGUGCCAUCAAUGGAUGCUACCAUUCGCCAUGACCGUCAAUGAGAUGGGUUUGACCGAACUGCGCUACUUCCCUAACAUCAGUCCUGACGAUGCUCAUAAUAUACAGAUGCAUAAUGUAGGAAUGGAACAUUUGGAAUUGGCUCAAUCAAAAGUGCUAGCGAUGGCCUCCCAGUCUCGCUCCAGUCCUGACGUUGGAAAGCUUGGAGUAUUGACUCCGCCACAGAGUGGGAAGAAGUGCCAGGAGAGUCUCGUAUGAUGGAGCGCUAAGGUUCUCAUGUGGCAUUGAUAACUACUGUGAUCAUAGAGGGUGCUAGUCGUGCUAAUGGAGGCAGCGGAGUGGUGGUAAAGAUGUGAGGAUCGACCGUAUCGGGUAGGCGUGUUCGAUUCAACUUCAACUGAGCCUCUACAGUUUCAGGUCAAGCGGCGAUGAUCUAUGAAUCUAACUGAUAAAGUUUUAAACUUUUGUUAUGGUCCUGAAGCUUUCUGAUGCUUGUAAGACUUUUCUCAAUGUAUUGACAGUUAAAAUAGAACCAAACAUGCUUAUCCUGAGGAGUGGAGUAACAGAAGGAAUAUGAGUGGACUGCAGUGCGAAGUUUGUAAACUCGAGACAGCAGAAUGUGUCAUCAAGUUGCACUGAUUUUGCUGUUCUCCGUUUGUAGAGGCGGCUGAUUGAUAGAGACGAGAGAGUGUAAAAGUCCUUCUUAGGAUUCUGCUUCAGCACCAGCCCUUUGACUUGUUGGUAACAGUUACUGUUGAGUUGAUAGCAAAUCAAUUUUCUUUGGUUUCAUAAUCAAUUUACAGGAGAGAUGUUGUAAACUUUGCACCUGUGAUAAAUGGGAAUAACAAUUACUUCAGGGAUGUGAUAUUCUGAGUUUGGACCAACCUGUUCUAGAGGUUGUGACUUCAAAUGUUUUAAUAAUUUCAUAUUUUUAUGAGCCAUUUUAAUUGUAAAAAGAUAUACUUUGUGGCGCAGAGUGACAUAAAAAAUGUCAAGUUGCAGAAGUGAGUGAGUGAGACUUGUAAUAUUUCAUAGGAUGAGUCCUACCAUUUCUAAAUAUUAUACAAUGUUGUAGUGGUUUUAACUAAAGUAUUGUUUGUAUAAUGUCUGUCUUGUGUUGCUCUUCACCCUCUUACUUCUGAGGGUGACGGGGAAAUUUCUCCUCUUCAGAAUGUGGGUUGACGCUGAAAGUAAGUUUUCCUGAUGGUGUUUAAUCCUUGGUGAAAUGGGUGGAAAUAUUCACUUGUCCUCUAAAUGUAGACCAUGGAGUGCUACUACAUCAGGACUCAGGAGUGCUGUCACAAAAAGUGCUGACCUGUCAUAUUGAGUCCUAGAUAUUGGGCUGUAGCGUAGACAGGCCUUUCAAUUACAAUUUUUUUUCUUUUUAGCUUAAUUUGGGGACAUUUCAUCGUGCCAAUUUGCCUGAACAUCGACGUCCUUAUUGACUGACAUUGUCACAUGCACCUGAAAACUCAUAAUUUUGCGAUGAAAAGUAUCAA